Hypanus sabinus (Atlantic stingray) is the source of this 9521-nucleotide messenger RNA. It is a transcript of the gene plce1, whose product is annotated as phospholipase C, epsilon 1. The record is from RefSeq and is a predicted model, not a curated record. Lineage: Eukaryota; Metazoa; Chordata; Chondrichthyes; Myliobatiformes; Dasyatidae. Gene Ontology annotation, biological process: small GTPase-mediated signal transduction; phosphatidylinositol-mediated signaling; lipid metabolic process. Bases 580 to 6297 code for a protein of 1905 amino acids. Gene Ontology annotation, molecular function: guanyl-nucleotide exchange factor activity; phosphatidylinositol-4,5-bisphosphate phospholipase C activity. The transcript is spliced from 32 exons.
GCAGACAUCGGAGAGGUGAGCAAGCAACAUUUAAACUGCUCAUUAGAGUUGGUUACAAUAACAGUUCAUCCAUUAGGGCAGAUAACUUGCAAAUAUUUCUGAAGUUUGAAACUGACAAUACUUGGGCUUUAAACAAUUUUGUGAGCAUUGCUUAAAUAUUUAAUAGCUACUAUUAAAAAUGACCUGGGAUAUUAAGAGGAAAAUCUAGUAUGAAAACAUUCCAUUUGCUGACAUUCUUGAUUUAAUGACAUUUUUGAUUUAAUGAAGUGACCACAAGUUAAAUUUUUAUCUGUAGCACUUCCUGAACAGCGAACUAUGUUGAUAGUAAAAAUCUAAACAGUUAUUGCGCAGUCAAAAUCAGAAUCAGAUUUAUUAUCAUUUCGUUUGAUAUGAAAUUUGUACAGUGCAAAGACUUAUUACAAAUUAGAAAAUAAAUAAAUUGUGCAAAGUUAAAGGAAUGAUAAGUUUGUGGACCUUUCAGAAAUCUGAUGGUGAAGGGAAGAAGUUGUUCCCAAAUUGUUGAGUGUCUGUGUUCAAGCUCCUGGACCUCCUUCCCAAUGACAAUAAUGAGAAGAGGACAUGCCUCAGAUGAUUCAUUAUACUCUGGCAGUAGAAUCUUAUGAUUACCUUCUGCAUCCUUCGAGAAAGAUCUUGGCUUCAGUGGUCAACAAUAGAAGCCUAGGAGCUGGAGCUUACCUCAAAUUAUGUGUCAAUGAUUCUGUGCCGAAGAUACGUGCCACCUUGUACAGGACCACUGUUUCUGACCACGUGGCUGGCGCUCUGCUAGAAGCAACUGCAGUCACUGGGACAAGGAACACACUCCUAAGUCCUUCAGGGAUACCCACAGGCAGAGCAAUGCUGAAAGAGCGGCCACUCUGCAUAACAAUGGCUGGUUCAAGCACCCUGCCAUCCAACAUGGCUAGCAUCAGCAAGGAACUGACGGACCUUCGACACUUGAUCCAGUUCCCUGAAGAGAUUGCCAGUAUUUUGACCGAGCAAGAGCAGGAACUCUACCGCAAGGUCUUACCGCUUGACUACCUCUGCUUUCUGACCAGGGAUUUGGUAAAUCCCAGUUGCCCCAGCAGGUCAUCCCCCCUCAAGACCUCCAUCUCGGCACCUGAUCUGGACUCCAAAAGUAGGGAGCACAAUGCAAUUGAAGACCUGGUGACAAGGUUUAAUGAGGUGAGCUCCUGGGUGACGUGGCUGAUCCUGACGGCUGGCUCCAUGGAGGAGAAGAGAGAAGUGUUCUCUUACUUGGUCCAUGUGGCUAAGUGUUGCUGGAACAUGGGUAAUUACAACGCUGUGAUGGAAUUCCUGGCAGGCCUCAGGUCUAGGAAGGUUCUGAAGAUGUGGCAAUUUAUGGACCAGUCAGAUAUUGAAACUAUGAGAAGCCUGAAAGAUGCGAUGGCACAACAUGAAACAUCAGCUGAAUACCGCAGAGUUGUGAGCCGUGCUCUCAAUAUCCCGGGGUGCAGAGUGGUUCCCUUCUGCGGAGUCUUUCUGAAGGAGUUAUGUGAUGUUCUAGAUGGUGCAGCCACUUUGAUGAAAUUCCACUCACGCUGUGAAUCUCAGGAGGACACCUUUGAGUUUAUUGCAGACUACAAUGGCCAGGAACAUUUUCUGCAGCGAAUUGGAAAAGAUGGAUUAAAUAAUACAGAGAAAGAGUCCACAGUGAAUAACAUUCUCCAGACCAUUCGAAGCUGUAACAGAAGCCUGGAGUGUGAAGAAGGGGAAGAAAGUAGCGGUGAUAGUGGCACUUCAAGGAAGAACUCAUUCAAAGAUAGAAGCAAAUAUCAGUUCAUUGUUGGAGAUCUGUCAGACUCAGAGAGUGAAUCCUUUGAGCAAUCCAGUGAGAUUGACCUGAGUGGGACAGAGGACCAGCAGAAGGCGUUUAAUCAUGAGACCGAACUUAUUCCUUGGUAUGUAUUGUCCAUUAGAGCUGACGUCCAUCAGUUUCUCCUGCAAGGGUCCACAGUCAUACACUAUGACCAGGAGGCUCAUCUAUCAGCACGUUGUUUUCUCAAACUGGAAGCUGACAACUGUACUCUGACUUGGUCAAAACCACCGACAGCCAACCCAACCAACGCCAAGGUGAAAAGCAUAGUACCGGGUAAUAGCACAGAUGUUGGUAAUACAAAGUUUCAGCUGUAUGGGCACAUUGCAUUAAAUGGACUUGUAGAAGGCUUUUUGGACAUGUCUGUGGUGAAAGCUGUUUACAUGGGACAUUCAGGAAUUGAUCUUAAUACUGUUUGCAUUCAAAACAAACUUUCCCAGAUGACCCUGGAGGAAAAUUGCAUAACGUUGCUGUAUGGGGUCCAUACAACUGAUAAUCGCUUAUUGCACUUUGUGGCUCCUAAGUACACUGCUAAAAUGGUGCAUGAUGGAUUACAGGAACUGGUGACGGCUGUGAGGAAAAUGAAGAAGUUUCCCGACCAAAGACUGCAAUGGCUGAGGAAGCAAUAUGUCAGUUUGUAUCAGGAGGAAGGCAAGUUUGAGGGACCAACACUGGCUCAGGUUAUUGAACUCUUUGGAGGCAGACGCUGGAUCACAGGAAACACAGCCACAGCGACUUUGAACAAAAGCACGGAAAAAUCCAACCUGCAGCGCAACAACACAUUGGGAAUGAACACAGCUAAAAAGAUAAAGAAAUCACUCAUCAGGGGAGACAGUGGGGAGAUGACUGACGAGGACAUGGGAACACGCAAGGCUCGAAACUGCAAAGAAUCUCGAAGCAGGAGUGGAUCUGACCCAGCAGAUUUUGAUGAACAGGAAGAAUCGGAUUUGAGUGUUUCGGUGGCUUCUCCUGGUUCUUAUACGCUUCCUGCCAGAGCCCGUUCUCUCACCACACCACCAUCCGCCACAUUGGGCCCUCCAGCGACCACACCAGUGAGACCUGUCUCCUCUCCAGUUCUUUCAACUACCAGCAAGACCAAAACUGGCCCAAGAGGGAGUAACAGCUGGCAUGGACGGGUAAAAGGAGGGCUGAAAGGAUUUCAGGACUUCAUGGUCUCUGACAGCAACAUGAGUUUCGUUGAGUUCGUCGAACUUUUCAAAUCAUUCAGUGUACGAAGCAGGAAGGACCUGAAGGACCUUUUUGACAUUUACUCUGUAUCGUGCAAUCGCUCGGGCUCAGAAUCCGCCCCACUGUACUCAAACCUGACGAUCGACGACAACAUCACUGCGCUACAGCCUGACCUAGACCUGUUAACAAGAAAUGUGUCGGAUCUUGGUCUGUUUAUAAAGAGUCGACAGCAAAUAACGGAUAAUCAGAGACAAAUUUCUGAUUACAUUGCGGCGACCAGCAUUGUGACCAAUCGAGUGGAAAUUGCUUCUCUGGGAGAGAGUGAAAUGGGAAUUGAGCAAUUGAAUGACUUCCUGGUCAACUGUCAAGGGGAGAAUCACACCUAUGAUGAAAUUCUCAGCAUUAUUCAGAAAUUUGAGCCAUCUGUCAACAUGCGCCAGCAAGGACUGAUGUCAUUUGAAGGGUUUGCAAGGUUCCUAAUGGACAAGGAGAAUGUUGCUUCAAAGAACGAUGAAUCUCAAGUUAAUAUUGAGGAGUUGCAGUAUCCACUUUCAUACUACUACAUUGAGUCCUCUCACAACACGUACCUUACUGGCCAUCAACUGAAAGGAGAAUCCUCAGUUGAACUUUACAGCCAGGUGCUGCUGCAAGGGUGCCGAAGUGUUGAGCUGGACUGUUGGGAUGGGGAUGAUGGUAUGCCAAUCAUAUAUCAUGGGCACACGCUCACCACCAAGAUCCCAUUUAAGGAUGUCAUCGAAUCAAUCAAUCGCAAUGCCUUUGUGAACUCUGAAAUGCCGGUGAUUUUGUCAAUUGAGAAUCACUGCUCACUGCCCCAGCAGCGGAAGAUGGCAGAAAUUGUUAAGACUGUAUUUGGAGACAAGCUGGUGACCAAAUUUUUGUUUGAGAGUGAUUUUGCAGAUAAUCCAAUGCUCCCAUCUGUAUGGCAACUGAAAGGAAAAAUCCUCCUCAAAAACAAAAAACUGAAGGCUCACCAGACUCCAGUGGAUAUACUUAAACAAAAGGCCCAUCAGCUUGCAAACCUGCAGGCACAGACGAGCAAUGGCAACCUGACUGGCCCAGGUACCUCCAACAAUGAUGAGGAAGAAGAUGAAGAUGACGAAUACGACUAUGACUAUGAAUCUCUCUCUGACGACAAUAUUCUUGAUGACAGGCCUGAAACCAAGCCUUCAAGUGAUAAGUACCACUUCGAAUACACAGAGGAAACUCCGCGCAGAAUAAAGAAAAUAUCAUCUGAUGCAAUGCUGCUUAGCAAAGAAAAGGCAAAACAAAAAAGAUUUAUUGUCUAUGAUAUGGAAUUGGGCGAAGAAUUCUACUUACCUCAAAACAAAAAGGAGAGCAGACAGAUAGCACCUGAACUAUCAGACUUGGUCAUCUACUGUCAGGCUGUCAAGUUUACAGGCCUUUCAACUUUAAAUGCUGCAGGAUCAAACAGAGGGAAAGUGAAGCCCAACAGGAAAUCGAACAGAAUGAGCCCAGGGGAAUCAAUGACAUCAGUUAAAAUAUCUGGAAGAGCAACCUCUUUUGAAGCUAUCAGAAAGAAUUGUGAUGAACCACCUUCUCCUCCGUUUAAUCCAACCACCUCCCUCAGCGCUAUCAUCAGAACACCCAAGUGUUACCACAUAUCAUCAGUGAAUGAGAACACUGCCAAGCGACUGUGCCGACGCUAUUCUCAGGAACUAAUCCAACAUACAGUGUGCCAGUUACUCCGAACAUAUCCAGCUGCCACUCGGAUCGACUCCUCAAACCCAUCACCUCUUACGUUCUGGCUCCAUGGGAUUCAGUUGGUUGCUCUCAAUUAUCAAACAGAUGAUCUCCCAAUGCAUCUGAACACAGCCAUGUUUGAAGCCAAUGGUGGAUGUGGUUACGUGCUAAAAUCUCCUGUUUUAUGGGACAGAAACUGCCGCAUGAAUAAUCAGUUUUCUCCUCUAGAACGAAUAGAGAAUAUGAGUCCAUCCUUAUAUUCCUUAACGAUUAUUUCUGGGCAGUAUGUGUGCCCCAGCAACACAUCAGGGAGUCCAUGUAUUGAAAUUGACGUGCUGGGUAUGCCUCAGGACAGCAGUCACUUUCGCACUAAACCCAUUCAUCGCAACACUUUGAACCCCAUGUGGAAUGAGCAAUUCUUCUUCCAAGUUUACUUUGAAGACCUCGUUUUCCUACGUUUUGCAGUGGUGGAAAAUAACAGCUCCACUGUAACGGCACAAAGAGUGAUCCAGUUAAAAGCUCUUAAAGGAGGGUACAGACAUCUACAGCUGAGAAACUCUCAUAAUGAACCCCUGGAGAUAUCCAGUCUCUUCAUCUGCAGUCGACGAAUGGAAGAUAAUAACUCUGGAGUUCUACCACUGGCAUCUGUGUUGUUUAGCACAGAAGACCAAAGAGCUGCUAUCAGUUACCAUGUCACAGUUUAUGGAGUUCCGGGUGCUGAACCAUUCGGCGUUUUUGUUGUCAAUGAGAAGACCACGGCCAGGCAAUUGAUAUUCAAAAUCAUAGGAUCGGCAGGUAACUCAGAGACAGACAUUUCUGACUAUUUCCUUGUGGAAGAGAAAACCUCCCUUUCUAAAGAAAAGAACAAGAAACAGCCAUUUCAGAGAGUCAUUAGUCCUGAGGAGGAAAUUCUAAAAAUUCCACAUUGUUGGCUUCUAGAGGAAAAAAUUAUUGGAAAAAUUAUCUUUAAAACCAAAGAAGAGCAGGAGCUAAAUCAAAGGAACUGCAUGAAUGAAACACAAGAGGAUGUGAGUUACUACAGCAGUCCAACAGAAGACGACAGCUUCUUGGUUCAGGUGCACGAUGUCUCCCCAGAACAGCCCCGUACAGUCAUCAGGGCUUCAAAGUUCAGUACCGCCCAAGACAUUAUUCUGCAGGCAUUGAGUAAAGCUAAAUAUUCCUACAGCAUCCUGAGCAACCCAAAUCCCAGUGAUUACGUCCUUGUGGAGGAAGUCACAAAAGAGCCAUUAAACAAGAAAUCAUCCAUGGCAAAACCUGCUCUUCGAAUCCUUUCUGAGAAUGAGUCAGUAUUUCUAGCCCAGAACAAGUGGAAAGGAGCAGGAAAAUUCAUCCUCAAGUUGAAAGAGCAAGUACAGGGUGCACAAGAGAAGAAGAAAGGCCUUUCUUUUGCCAACGAACUGAAGAGGUUAACAAAAUCAAGCAAACCAAGCCGGAGUUUCUCAAUCCCACUUCAGAUGACCUCCCCUGAGAGCAGCCAGAGUAAAGAUGAAAAAGCUGCAUGUAGUCUGUCGUUUGCUGAGAUCACCGAUUAAUACCUCUUACAGGAUUGCGGCUCGUGACUGUCUAGGCUAUUUUGAAGUUGACUUGGAUAUUUCCUCUAGCACUGCUAUGUCAAGAUAAAGCACAGAAAUCUUUAACCAAUGCUGGAGAAGACGAAACAAAAAUGACAAUGUAAUGCUUGUCCCUCCUCUGCCUCCUGUACAGCCCUUCUGAAAAACUGGAAAUUACACAAUAACUUUUUUUUUAAAAAGGUAACGAAAUCCAAUCUUUGGAAUGAAACACAUCACCCAGUAAGGGUCACACACAGGAGUAUGAGUCAGUAACAGGUUUCAAACAAGCGGGCUUGUUUCAGUGUAUAUAGUUGAACCAAGAAAGAGUUGUGUGUAAGCAAACAGCCAUGACUACUGUUGGACUAUUCAGACACACUAGAGAUGUUAACUUCAAAUUAAACUGAGUAUGAAGACAUACAGGUGCAGAACCUUGACAAUUGUUUUGAUUUGGAUUAUGCACUUUUCAAAACCACUUAUUUUAUUAGUCAUUUAAAAUAUUUGCAGCUUUUAAAGGUUCCUGUUUUCAAUAUGAACGUGGAUCAUGGUAGAACCUAGCAUUUUAGUAAUAUUAAGCUGAAUUGUUCCAAAUGUUCACUUUAGUUGAUGUUUACAGAGUAUUUACACCUUGAUUUAGGGAAUAAUUCUUUGUAGAAUAUGUUGGAUCCAUGCAUACAAUCUGAAGAAAAGUAGUGUUAACAUGCUGUAGGUACUGGAGUAGAAAAAUUGUGUAUAUUUCUAGGUAUAUAAAACUGUGCUAUAAUUGCAUUAAUAUAAUUAUUAGGUUGAAUUAUUUAUUUAAGCAGAGAUUUAACACUGUUUUCAGUUAAAUUUGCUAUACUCAGUUCCAGGUGGCAUAACACUUCUUGUAUUUUUAUUUUCAAUUGCUUUACUUUCCUCGUGCACAUGUGAUAAUAUAUUCAGUUUAAUUUUUGUAUUAAAAUGAAACAAAAGUUAUUUUUCAUGAUGUAUUUUCAUUCUUUUGCAUCAGUAUGUACUGUUCAUCAAGGCAAUAUUUUAAAAUGUAAUGUAUAGAAGUUUUGACUGUCUCACUACCUAUAAAUUGUUCUAAUAGUAUGGCUAAGUCACAAGAUUUGGAUUUUGAAACAAAGAAAAUAUUUAAUAGUCUUGAGCAGAACUACAUCAAUGACAAAUCAAAAUCAACAUCAGGACUGAUUGUGGUAAAUGAACCAAAUACCAACCACCAAAAAUGACCAAAAAAGCAGCAGCGGCAAGACCCUUAGAAAACCAGAUCCCCUAAAGCUGCAUCGGACUACACAAUAACCAUUAUCAAUGAUUAACCUCCAACAAAGAAAGGCAAUCUGCAGAAUCGUGGAUUGAACGAAAUAACAAGGCAUCAAAAUUUGGUAAUAUAUUUAAGUAAAUUGGUGAAAUGCUUUAAGAUAAAAUCUGUGAAUUGCAAUCAGCUAUUACAAGUAAGUGAGCUAACUAUUUCAACUGUGGAUAGUCUUAUUUUUAUUUUACUUUCCAUUUUCUUUUUCCUACUUUAUUUUGCUACUUGUUUCUGUUUAAGAACAGAGCAAUGUGAGAAUUUUAAUUCUUGUUUCUCUUUCAUUCUCUUGGAAAACCCAUUUAAAACUGGCUGCAUAAUUUUAAUCCACAAAGCUAAUUAAUCAAGUUGGUUUCAAACUGAGUAGAUGCUAGUAUACACACUUCACAGACAGAUGGAACAUUAGACAUCUCACGAUGCAGCACUCCAUAACAUUUAAUAGUACAGGCAGCAUUUUGGGCUCUUUUGAUGUGACCACUACCAUUUACUUUCACUUAAAACUUUUCCUCCUGAGCAGUAAAGUUACCAGAUGACAUUUAACAGGGAAUAGCCCACGGUUGGGGGGGGGGAAGAGAGAGAAGAUAAGAAGAUAAGGCUGCAAAAUUGGAAACUUGCUUCAAGUUGAUAUUUCAUUUAACAUCUUGCUUAAUGUGGUUAUUUAUUCAUUUUCCUGUUUAUUUUCUGUACAAAUAAUUUUAAAUCUCACUUGGGUACUAGCACUAUCAAAAUUGUAAAAUUUUUAUUAUCUUAACUGGUUAAUUCUAUUGUAAAUUGUGUUUUGUUGAAUUAAUCAAUGUUACCUAUUGCCAUCCAUUUGUUGCUAUUUAAGAUAGUUAAGUGAAGAUUUUAUUGUUUUAAGCUGUGGCUAUUGUUCUGCCACAAAAUAUUGCUCCACCCAAACUAUUAAUUGUAUAUUUUCAGAAAAAUAUUUUAAGUUGUAUCAAUGAAAAUCAAUUAAAUAGCAAAUUAACUUGUAUAUUAGAUGUUUUCAUUAAUGUAUGUGCAAAGGUACAACAAAUAGUGUGACAGCAAUUGAUUUCAGAUGUGUCAGAUUGCUUUGAACAUUCAUUAUAAAAUGACUAACAAAAAAGGUCUUAACUUUUGUAAAUAUUACAGUUGAACUGUAUAAUGUGUUUUUCCUUAUCUUAUACUAUUUAGCAAGUACUAAAGAGAAAUAAUCGGUAGCAAAUUAUCUCUCUGAAUUCCACAACUUUGUAUAUUGAUAGAACAAAGUACAUAAAGGACAUAGUGAUUACUGAAGGUGUUGGUAUUUUUAUAAUGUAAACAGUACGUAUGUUAAGGGUGGAAACACUGGCUCAGAAUUUGUGGUAUAAAUUAGCCAAGCUGUCAGGUCCCUUCACUGUUAUAAUAUCACAACAGCUUCUGGUGCACAGAUUUUCUCAGCAAACUGUCAUCUAAAAAGUAAGUGACAAACUGCUCUUCCAUAGAUGAAAAGACUCAUUUCUGGUUCUGUCUGCCUAACCCUUAAAAUUAUGUUAUGAUUGCAAUGCACCACUUCACCUUCAAAAAUUAGAGCACACAGAAUUAUUUCACUUUUAUAGCUAAAUUUCAUAAUAUCUAUUACUUGAAAUUAAAUCUAAUCAUUUGGCCUGCUGGCACCAAUGGUGAAAAUCACUACAGAAGUUGUGGAAACUGACACUACAGAGCAGGUUUUAAUGUAAAGGGCAGUUUUCUUUAAGAUCAAUGGUAAACGUUGAUCAUUGUGUCAACCAGGAAAUCUGGGCCACUGCCAGAAAAGUUAUUAUAUGAAUUAUUUGGUUGUAGAUUGCUUUGAAUGUGUGAUGUUUUUAUCUAUAACUGACUGUAAAUUAGUGUAUUAAUGUUGAAUGGAUCAGAAUAAAUAUUAGAUUCAUUCAUCUUUAAUAAAGCAUCUGUAUUUAUAACCAAGGUAUUUUAU